This is a messenger RNA of Didymodactylos carnosus, 829 nucleotides long. The record is from the annotation of a GenBank genome assembly. Lineage: Eukaryota; Metazoa; Rotifera; Eurotatoria; Philodinida; Philodinidae.
AUGGGUUGUCAUCAACAAACGGUUCUUGACUUUUAUUCUUCGUCAAAACCAAAACCAGUUCCCAGCCAAUUGAAAUCACGUGUCAUACAAGCAUGCACAGAAUUUUGUGCACUCGAUGGUCGAGCAUUCGAUAUUAGUCGAAAUGUUACUCGUCUUUAUGAAGAAUAUAAAUUACAUUUAGUGAACAUAUGUGAACAACUGAACAGUUUUUGUUUAGUGAUCGUUCAAAGGACAGAAAGUUAUACCGGUACUAGCUAUUGCGGUAUUGCGCUUCGAUAUGUGGAUGAUAAUUUUCAAUUAUUUACUUUCAUUCUUGGUUGCUUUCCAUAUGAGGCAGAGAGUCAUUCUGCACCACAUCUUCGAGAAUUUAUUAUUAAAAAAUUAGAAGAAUUUAAAUUAAAAUUAGAUUUAACCAAAUAUGUAGUCAGUGAUAAUGAACCAAAAAUGAUUGCAACUUUUCGUGAUCAUUGUAUUCGUGUGGGAUGCGCUGAUCAUUAUCUCAACAAACAACUUCAAUAUGCUUUCGAGUCACAACAAUUACAUGUUAAUAAAAAUGUUGUUGAAAAAGUUAAUUGUGAUAUUGUUCAAAAUUUGUUUAAUCAAAUUAAAAAAGUUGUUUGUCACAUACGACGUUCACACCAACAACAAAGUUUAUCAAAAAAGGUUGUCUCUUAUAGUGAAACUCGAUUUAACGGUGCUUUAAUGAUGAUGAAUAGUUUUCAAGAACUUUUUUUUGAAUUACCAUCAGCUUUAGUUAAUAGCAAUUUUAUGAAGAAUUACAACUUGAUUGAAAAAGAUUUACUCGAUUGUGUCUGCAAGUUUCUGGAAC